AUGGCUACUCAAACUAACCUCGGAGCGGAUCUUGAACCUCCUUCAACUGAUUUGAUUACUCUCACAAGACACAUCUUGUCUAGACAAAGAGAUCUGGGUGCGGAAGCCAGUGGUGAUUUGACUUUGUUAUUGAUUGCUAUUCAAGUCACAUCCAAAUACAUCGCAUCAAAUGUACGAAAAGCGAGACUUAUCAACUUGGUCGGGUUAGCCGGAGUUGAAAACGUUCAAGGUGAAGACCAAAAGAAACUUGAUGUGUUAUCAAAUGAUAUCAUGGUAAACGCCCUUAGAGCUUCAGGCAAAUGUAGUGUCAUGGUUUCAGAAGAAGUUGAUGAUGCUAUCAUCGUCAAUGGGUCAAAAGGUACUUAUGCCUGUGUCUUCGACCCUCUUGAUGGUUCAUCAAAUAUCGAUGCGGGUGUAAAUGUCGGUACAAUCUUUGGUGUUUACAAAGUUGAGGACCCAUCGAACAAGUCAGUCAAAGACGUGUUGAAACCUGGUAAAGACUUAGUAGCUGCUGGUUACACCAUGUAUGGUUCGUCUUGUAACCUUGUGCUCUCCACUGGACAAGGUGUAGAUGGAUUCACUCUUGACGAGGCUCUUGGAGAAUUCAUCCUUACCCACCCAGACAUCCAAAUCCCCACCCGAGGUAAAAUCUACUCUUUCAACGAAGGAAACUCGUUACACUUCUAUGAACCCACCAACAAAUAUCUCGAAAGCAUCAAAUACCCCGCCAACGGCAAACCCUAUUCUGCAAGAUACAUCGGUUCAAUGGUUGCUGAUGUCCACCGAACAUUGCUUUACGGAGGUAUUUUCGGUUAUCCAGAUGACAAGAAGAGCAAAGAUGGUAAAUUGAGAAUGCUUUACGAGGCUUUCCCAAUGGCAUUCUUAACUGAGCAAGCAGGUGGUGUGGCCACUACUGGAACUCAAAGAAUCUUAGACGUCGUCCCCAAGAACAUUCACGGUAGAUGUCCAGUAUUCCUUGGAUCAAAAGAUGAUGUUGAGGAUUUGAAGAAGUUCUAUGAUGCUUACGAGGGUGAGAAGAGAUGGUAG
This is a messenger RNA of Kwoniella shivajii, 1047 nucleotides long. RefSeq lists its product as uncharacterized. Gene Ontology annotation, cellular component: cytoplasm; cytosol. The transcript has 7 exons. Gene Ontology annotation, biological process: sucrose biosynthetic process; fructose 6-phosphate metabolic process; fructose 1,6-bisphosphate metabolic process. The coding region runs from base 1 to 1047 and encodes 348 amino acids. Gene Ontology annotation, molecular function: fructose 1,6-bisphosphate 1-phosphatase activity. Lineage: Eukaryota; Fungi; Basidiomycota; Tremellomycetes; Tremellales; Cryptococcaceae. The record is from RefSeq and is a predicted model, not a curated record.